Messenger RNA from Archocentrus centrarchus (flier cichlid), 1591 nucleotides. RefSeq names its product RAD52 motif containing 1 (gene rdm1). The record is from RefSeq and is a predicted model, not a curated record. Lineage: Eukaryota; Metazoa; Chordata; Actinopteri; Cichliformes; Cichlidae. The transcript has 7 exons. Bases 124 to 936 code for a protein of 270 amino acids. Gene Ontology annotation, cellular component: nucleolus. Gene Ontology annotation, molecular function: RNA binding.
GUUUGUGUCGAAGAGAGGCCGCGGAGCCGCGCGCCAUCGUUUCAGCGGCUGCGUCCGUCACUUCCGGAGAAAUCCAAGAGCUCGCGGGGUUGCUGUCGGUGUCUGAGCGACCCUGCAGCGGGGAUGGAGGCGGAGGUGCUGGACUUCCGGGUUCCCGUGGAGAGCAACAAGACCCUGCUGGUGUGGGACAUCCCGCCGACCCACACCGAGGCCCACAUCCACGUCGAGCUGUUUGCUGUCUUCUCGGCCUUCGGGCCUCUCUACCUGCUGAAGGUGAGUCCCAACGCUCCGCUCCACCCGCCCGGUUUUUACGCCCUCGUCAAAUUCUACUCGGCCGCUCAUGCCGCGACGGCUCAGCGUCUCACUGACGGACGCCCGCUGCUCCACGACUCGCCACUGAAGGUGAAGCUGAGCUCCAAACAGACGCCUUACUUCCUGUCUGGCAGCAGCAGACCUCUGAGCCACGCCCACUGCCUGGAACUGGCCAACCGUGUCCUGGGAUUCAAUGGCUGGACCUCUGACAUCAUUUCACUGAAGGAGCUCACAGAAGAAGAGGAGGAGGAGGGAGGAGUCAGGCAGAGGAGGCUGAAGUUUGGCUGUUUGCUGCAGCUCCACUUCCCUCAUCACGGACAGACGACCAGAGGAGCUGCAGUGCUGGAGGACAGCUUCACCUGCGCAGGUCCAGAUGUUUUCCUGCAGAGGCGCUGCAGGCUGCAGAGGUUGGUCAGAGAGAGAGCUCUGGUUCACGCCUUCACCUCAGUGCUGUUCAUACUUCUGGGUAACGGGAAAGUGAUGGUGGAGGUGAAACAGACCCCUGAUCAGUUUGUAGCUGAUGACACUGAAGGAGUCCUGCAGGUGAACGAGUUCUCCUGGGCAGCGUCUCCCACUGAUGAAGAGGAGGCUGGUGAUGCAGAGUGGGCUCUGACUGUGUCGUAGAGCAGGGUGGGGGCGGGCCUCAGGUGUUCCUGGUUCUUUCUGAGGUCACUGAUGGAAAAUGUUUCAGAAGAACACGUUGGACACGUCUGAGCUCCUUCAGACAGAAUCACCACACAAGGUUCAGACACAGUGUGACAUCAGCAGGUGUCCUCACCUGCAGUGCUGACGUCACCUCUGCAAACGAGACUUCAGGUGCUGCACGCUGAUCUGUGGAGAGGCCUUUUAUUAAGAGCCUGGCUCUUAUAUAAAUAAAAUUGAAGUGAACUUAAACACACACACACACACACAUUAAUGUGACCCUGUGAAUAUUUGGCAGCACACAGACAAAUGAAGGCUGGACUCAGUUUCAGCGGUCAGUGAUGUGAAAACAGCAGAUUAUUCUUUUCACUCAUUUUGUGCUGAGUUGCACAUAUUUCCUGCCUGUUUUCAUCAUAAACGCUCAGACUGGUUCAGAGUUCAGGGUUCAGCUCGAGGUCGGCAGUUUGUGUAGGCAAAUCUGUGUAGAUGAAGAUGUGGGAGGUCGUUAAUGGCUGCAGCUCCCUUUGUCUCUGGAGCUCUUUCAGCAUCAUGUGACCAAAGGGCCAGCGUGCUUCAGCUCCCAUGAUACCCUGCAGCUCCACCUCUUUGUGCUCAUUUAUGCAUUUGAAUUGUAUAA